AUGUCUGUAUAUGGCCGAAAAGCUGUUGGGAGCAAGUAUUCAGCGCAAUAUCAAGUUUACAUUACGCUGGACGGCAAGGUGGUUUCACCGUUCCAUGAUAUACCGGUUUAUGCUGAUCAGGAUCACAUCAACGUGGUCAAUGAGAUCCCCCGGUUUGAGAAUGCGAAGUUUGAGAUCAACAAGGAAAGAAAGAUGAAUCCUAUCAUACAAGACCUGAAAAAAGGGAAACCAAGGUUCGUGGCCAACAUAUUUCCUUGUAAGGGGUAUCCCUGGAAUUAUGGUGCUAUACCACAAACGUGGGAAGAUCCUGGAGUGAAGGACACGAGCACCAACUCAUUCGGUGAUGAUGAUCCCCUAGAUGUAAUUGAGAUAGGAAAUGUAAAGAAAGAGAUUGGCGAGGUGUACGUUGCCAGGAUCAUAGGCUGUCUCGGAUUGAUCGAUUCCGGAGAAUGUGACUGGAAAAUUAUCGUAAUCGAUGUGCGUGAUGAGAAUGCAAAGCAUAUAAAUGAUGUCAACGAUUUGAAGAUAAAGUUUCCCGGUCUGCAAAACGUGACCUACAACUGGUUCAUGAACUACAAAUUGGCCGACAACAAGCCAAAAAAUUCGUUUUUGGAUUACGGCGAGCUAAAGAACAAGGAGUUUGCCAAAAAUAUCAUCAAGGAGUGCCAUGAGAGCUGGAAGAAAAUGAUGAAGACAGAGUCCGAGACUAGCAUAUCACGUGCCAAUGCUUUUCAGAAAGAGCAUCGUGAUACCGAAGAUGUGACGAUUAAUGGCACGGAAGGAUCAGAUGAAGCGGUACCAGACCAUUUAAACGGGUACUUCUAUGUGAAGGAUGAUUAAUGGCCUUGUGUUCUUGAUUAAAAGUUAUUUUCAUAC
Molecule: messenger RNA, 876 nt
Organism: Vavraia culicis subsp. floridensis
Lineage: Eukaryota; Fungi; Microsporidia; Pleistophoridae
Exons: 1
Coding region: 1-840 (279 amino acids)
Biological process (GO): phosphate-containing compound metabolic process
Cellular component (GO): nucleus; cytoplasm
Molecular function (GO): magnesium ion binding; inorganic diphosphate phosphatase activity
Source: RefSeq, a predicted model, not a curated record